This is a messenger RNA of Aegilops tauschii subsp. strangulata, 570 nucleotides long. The record is from RefSeq and is a predicted model, not a curated record. NCBI's taxonomy places the organism in Eukaryota, Viridiplantae, Streptophyta, Magnoliopsida, Poales, Poaceae.
AUGUCGUCGAAGAACACCUCGAAGAGCAAGACGGGGUUCUUCGAUGUGAGGGCGAAGCCCUCCGGCAACUUCAGACUGGUGUUCAGCGACGUCGGCCGCCUCUUUUGGCUCGGCACCUACCCCACCUUCCACGAGGCCGUGCGUGCCUAUGAAGUGGUGGUGUGGCUUGCCGGGAGGCCGAGGAUGGACCUUAACUUCUUGGAGAUCGAGACGCGGGCGGAUGCGGAGUUGCUCGUGCCAGGGGGCAUUCGUAUGGAGGAGAUCAUGACAAAAAAGACGAAGAAGAUGAAGAAGAGACCCACCAUUGUUGUUAGUCUUGGCAAUAGCGACGAGGCGGUGAUGGCAAGGUUCAUGUGGGAGCAUCCAAAGUAUGUGCAGGCCGAGCAGGAGUACCUUUGGAAGCGCAAUGUCGAGCAGAAGAAGAAGGAGGACGAGGCCGGCCCCUCGACGGCGAUCCCCAUUGUUUCUUACUCGUCAGACUGGGGUGAGUCGAUGGAGGUGGACGAGGGGUGCGACUACCCUAGCAAGGAUGAGUUCUGGGAGCAGUUCAAGAGCUCCGACGAGGAGUAG